This is a messenger RNA of Galeopterus variegatus (Sunda flying lemur), 897 nucleotides long. It is a transcript of the gene LRRC69, whose product is annotated as leucine rich repeat containing 69. Gene Ontology annotation, molecular function: protein binding. The annotation marks the transcript as partial. The record is from RefSeq and is a predicted model, not a curated record. The transcript has 6 exons. NCBI's taxonomy places the organism in Eukaryota, Metazoa, Chordata, Mammalia, Dermoptera, Cynocephalidae.
GAGCCGAGCCGGAGCAGCUCCGCACUUUCGCCACGGGGAAAGACAAUAGACGGCCGCUCCUCCAGUGGCGGCAGCAGUGGCUGAAGAGACGGCGAAGAGGAACCAACAUGGUGGUCUCGGCAGAGCCCAGACUAAAGAGCCUUACGUAUUUGAGUAUAAAUUAUAACCGGCUAGCCAGCAUUCCCAUAGAACUUUGUUUCCUUGAAGAUCUUUCUGAACUUCAGCUUAACUACAAUCAGCUCAUUUGCAUACCUGAAGAGAUUAAGUUCUUGAAGAAGCUCAAGACACUUUUUCUGGUCAGGAACAACAUUGAAGUUUUGCCAGAGGGACUUUGUAAUCUUAAAAAACUGAGAAUGCUAGACAUAGCUGGCAAUAUUAUUCAGAUAUUUCCACCAAGAUUUCAGAAUCUGAAGCUGAGGGAAUUCUACUGUGAGGGAAACCCGCUGUUUUUGAAGCGACCAGUUAUCGCUAUACAACAGGAAGAUGUCUGGAGUCUAAAGGAAAUAGCAUCAAGAUUUGUAAUGAAUCAACUAGAAGAAAAGAAUCCAUUCCUAAUGCAUGCCAUAGAACGGUACCCACAAGUCAGGAACAUAAUCUCUCAGGGAAAAAAAUGUGUAAUAUGUGGAAAGUCCUUUUGCACCAUGUGGCUGGAAUGUGUUCAAUUUGUUCCUCCAUCGAAGAACUGGCUGGUCAGCAGAAAUCUAGAGCUGGUACCUCUCCGAACAUUAAUUUGUUCUUACAAAUGUUUUAAUCGGCGUGGCCCUAACGUCUUUGGAAUUGCUGAAGUGUAGCACCGUUGAGAUGCUGGUUCAGAGCCUCACUCAACUUGCCCUGGGAGCUCUGCACACACAGUCACAUUAUGCCCUGCUUACGAUCCCAUGCUGUGUCUGUUCUCUU